Molecule: messenger RNA, 863 nt
Organism: Eutrema salsugineum
Lineage: Eukaryota; Viridiplantae; Streptophyta; Magnoliopsida; Brassicales; Brassicaceae
Product: COBRA-like protein 5
Exons: 4
Coding region: 89-706 (205 amino acids)
Biological process (GO): cellulose microfibril organization; plant-type cell wall cellulose biosynthetic process
Cellular component (GO): plasma membrane
Source: RefSeq, a predicted model, not a curated record
GGUCGAAUGAAGAAGUCAAAGUCUACGCCUUUGGUCUUUCUUCUUACAAAGCCCUUUCACGCUCUCUCUCUCCAUUGUAAUCACAAGAAUGGAGUCUCUCUUCUCGGCCAUGAUCGCCCUGCUCUUGUUUUCCUUUUCAUGUUUCACUUCUUCAGCUCUCGCCAUCAACAGCGGAAACAUCACAAUCAAAUGGGAUCUCAUGACCUGGACGCCUGAUGGCUACGUUGCUGUAGUUACAGCUUACAAUUACCAGAGACAACGUUCAAUUCGUUCACCGGGUUGGAAAAUGAGCUGGAGAUGGACCAGAAAAGAGAUUAUCUGGAGCAUAAUUGGUUCAAAAACCACAGAGCAAGGAGAUUGCUCCAUGUUCAAAGGAAACAUCCCUCGUUCCUGUGUUCGUAAACCAACAGUCGUCGAUUUGCUUCCUGGAACUCCUUACAAUCAGCAAAUCGCUAAUUGCUGCAAAGGUGGUGUCUUGAAACCGGGUUUAGAAAGUGCAUUCCAGAUAACCGUUGGUUUAGCUGGUACCUCGAAUAAAACUGCUCGAAUGCCUGCAAACUUCAUGUUCACGGCACCUAAACAACAGUACAUCUGUGGGCCGGCCAAGAAUGUUAGACCGACGAAGUUUUUAACCGCAGAUAAAAGGAGAGUUACUACAGCCAUGAUGACCUGGAACAUUAAUUGCGUCUACCACAAAGCAACAUGAACAACGCAAGUCUCCGAAUUGUUUUACUUUGAAAUUGAAUAAGCAAAAUCUAUCUCCAGCGAGUUUCUGUAAUUUGUAUUUUCAUGCAUGGUUUAUGAUUUAAGAAAUUAAAAAACACAACUUUUAUCAUCCUAUACGGAUUCUUUCCAGAACCUAA